AAUCUCAAAAAGUCGAUUUACGUUUUGGGGUUUGGUUAAGGUUGAGGGGAGGCUUAUGGGCGAGCCACUUAGUUGGCCUUUGGACCCACACGCAACAAUCCCGUAGAGAUUUUAAAUGGCUUAGAGCAAGCAUGUCUAUGGCAGUCAAAUGGGUUUCAACUCAUCCUGGAGAUAAGAGAGUUAGGAUGGCAAUUUUCAUGUUCCUAUCAGAGGGAAGAUAAAAGCUGUGAACAACACAAGUACACAAGCUCAUAUCAAGACAAAAAUUAUAUGGAGGCUUAUUGUUGAUGAUUGGAAUAUUCUUGACCAAAUGUGCGUUAUGAAAUGGAGACUAUUUUGGGGUUAAAGUCAUGCUAGCUGUAAAUCUCUGAAACGGGUAUGUCUGAAUUGGCUCAAGACAUCAUUUACAUUAGUGGGUCAUCAUUAUCUUUGAGGAUUUUCUCUGGGUUUGUGUAAACUACAGGCAGUACAAUAGUUCAUCUGUGACAGGGCAAUGUACGCUCUUUGGGUUUAUGGGUUAUGCCUUGCAAGCCUUAGAGGAUCCACUGGAGAAAAGUAAAAUAAAAUGAAGGCAUAUUAAUUGGAUCCAUAUUGGAUUGGAGUCGGAUAAUUUGAGUCUAAAAUCUUGUAGCACAUUAGUGGUUGAGGCACUCAUGGAACCAAAGGUAGGGGAGAAAUAUAGACUUGGGCGCAAAAUUGGCAGCGGUUCAUUUGGGGAAAUAUAUCUUGGAACCAGCAUUCUGACAAAUGAGGAAGUUGGCAUUAAACUGGAAAGUGUGAAGACUAAGCAUCCUCAGCUAUUGUAUGAGUCCAAAGUGUAUAGAAUGCUGCAAGGUGGAGGAGUAGAAGGUGGAGUACCAAAUUUAAGAUGGUUUGGUGUUGAAGGUGAUUACAAUGUUAUGGUACUUGAUCUACUUGGGCCAAGCCUUGAAGACUUAUUCAAUUAUUGUAAUAGAAAGCUCUCCUUGAAGACUGUAUUAAUGCUUGCUGAUCAGCUUAUUAAAAGGAUCGAAUAUGUGCACAGCAAAAAUUUCCUUCACCGAGAUAUAAAGCCCGACAAUUUUCUCAUGGGUCUUGGACGGAAAGCAAAUCAGGUUUACAUGAUUGACUUUGGACUUGCGAAAAAGUAUCGUGAACCUACAACUCAUAAGCACAUCCCAUACAGGGAAAACAAAAACCUCACUGGCACUGCAAGGUAUGCCAGUAUAAAUACACAUCUUGGGAUUGAGCAAGGCAGGAGGGAUGAUCUAGAGUCGUUGGGAUACAUGCUGAUGUACUUCUUAAGAGGGAGCCUUCCAUGGCAGGGAUUGAAGGCUGGGACUAAAAAGCAAAAGUAUGAGAAAAUAAGUGAGAAAAAGAUGUCGACUCCGAUUGAGACAUUGUGCAAAUCUUACCCCAAGGAAUUUGCAUCAUAUUUCCAUUAUUGCCGGUCAUUGCGAUUUGAUGACAAGCCAGAUUAUGCUUAUCUGAAAGUUUUGUUUCGUGAACUCUUCAUUCGUGAGGGUUUUCAGUUUGAUUAUGUAUUUGACUGGACUAUUUUGAAGUAUCAACAAACCCAGAGUGCAGCAGAUCCUCGUCCUCAUCCUGCGCUUGUAGCCGGAAAAUUUGGCACAGGAGCUGGUACUCCAGACAGGGUUUCAGCUGGGCAUGAUGGUCGGGAGCGAAGGUCUGGAAGUGGUGAAGGGACUCAUCGAAGGUCCAAUGUAGUUAAUAAUUUUCUUCAAAGUGGGUCAGCAGAUCAUAAUAAAUACAAGAGUACAGGUCUAGAUGACCCUUCAACAUCGAAAGAAGUGGGCCCAGAAGCUGACCGUGCACGUUCUUCAUUUACGCGAGCUGGAAGUUUAUCUAGGAGGGCAGUUAUUUCAAGCAAGCCAACUGCAGCUGCUGAAAUUAGUGAACAGUCCCGUUCCCUAAGUAGAUUUGUUCCUAGGAGUCUUCGUUCUUCAAGUGCACAACGCAGUUCUAUGGCAACUACAUCGGAUUCAAGGAAGGUCCUUGGAACUCGGAAUCCAUCGAGGAAGAGCACGCAUGAGGAUUCACUCAGAAGUUUUAAGUUUCUCUCUAUAGAUUCAGGGCAGAGGCAGUGAUCAGUUGUUAUCAUUCUGAUUUGUCAUAAUUCAGGAAGUCCAUAAAGCGAGGCAUCUUUGAACAUGGUAAUUUCUUUUUAAGCCAAUUCUAUUGUCAUUAUGUAUAAUUGCAAUUUAUUCUUGGUGCAUCAGUUUAAAUCUCUUAUAAGAAGACAGCUGAAAAAUAAUCAUGGACUCGUCUUCAUUGUGUAAAGAAAAUUCUAGUAUCAUACUUCUGUUUCCAUGGAAGAGAGGGCAUAAAGCAUGAAAAGCAGGUUUAGCAGAUGUGAUCAACCAAGCAUUUUCUAUACAUGUUCUCUGUCUGUUGUUCCUUAUUCAAAAGGAUGUCAACUCAAGUGAGCAUGAAACAAAUUCCUUUUUCCUUUUGUACUUCAGUAAGCAUGCCUACCAAGCUGCAAUCUAGCAAAAGUUGUUACCUUCUAAUUUAGUAUCACAUUUAUAAGGGUCUAUUGUAGACACUCAAUUACUGCCGGUAUGGGCAGAAUUAAGAAAAAGUGCAUUGCCACCCUGUGGAACUGUUGGGCUGUUAAAAUCUGUUUGAUACCUUCUUCCUUUGAUGCUUGGUUACCAGUCCAUUUCCAUUUACUAGAAGAGAUCUUUAUGACCCGUUGAUGGGAAAAAUACCUUCCAUUUCCAUGCCUGUAAAAUAUUAAAAUACAAUCCUCUGGAGGCCCCUGGGUGCAUACCAGACAGUUGAGCUGCUGAAAGACAUGGACAAUGGUUGCAGGUUCAAACCCACUUUGCAAGCUGUGCUGAGUGUGGGGUAGCUCAGAUUGUUGCUGAUUUUAAAGCUUGCACCUGAAGUAUAAUGUGGUGCAUGGUUGCUGGGCUGCUGAUUCUCAUUAAACCAAAACCCAACCCAUUCCUCUCCCACUCCCUCCUCUGGAGAUCAUCUCUCCAGGUCUUGACACACUUUCAAAGGAGAACUGGCAAUUAAGGAUCAGCGAUUGAUACUUGCUUUUUCUGGGCUUUCACUUAGAGAAAGUUGUAGAACGUAAUUAAGCAAUGGUCUUUGCCCAUGGAAUCAUGCAGCCAAGGCUGUGGGUUGGUUUGGGAAAUCGCGUAAAUGAUUGACACAUAUUGUUUAUGCUUACCAUAUCUUCAAGUUUUCCCUUUUAAACCCAUGUUUCCAUGCUA
Molecule: messenger RNA, 3224 nt
Organism: Cryptomeria japonica (Japanese cedar)
Lineage: Eukaryota; Viridiplantae; Streptophyta; Pinopsida; Cupressales; Cupressaceae
Exons: 14
Coding region: 654-2087 (477 amino acids)
Biological process (GO): signal transduction; peptidyl-serine phosphorylation; endocytosis
Cellular component (GO): cytoplasm; nucleus
Molecular function (GO): protein serine/threonine kinase activity; ATP binding
Source: RefSeq, a predicted model, not a curated record